AUGCGGAUUCCGAAUCGUUCGGACGAAGCCUUGAAGACCACCGACAGCACAGGCCCGGGCUCGUGGAAAAGCAAAACGCAACCGGGCGUGGCGCUGGGGGAAAAAAUGCCUGACGAGCAGGCAGGCCGUGACAAGCGCGAGGAAACCGCCAUCGUUGAAGGACCCCGGCGCAUCGACGGGGACAGACACAUCUGGAGCAGCGGCAAUGGCUGA
This is a messenger RNA of Pyricularia grisea, 213 nucleotides long. RefSeq lists its product as uncharacterized. Lineage: Eukaryota; Fungi; Ascomycota; Sordariomycetes; Magnaporthales; Pyriculariaceae. The record is from RefSeq and is a predicted model, not a curated record. The coding region runs from base 1 to 213 and encodes 70 amino acids. The transcript has a single exon.